AAUCCCCUACGGCAGCGGCAGCAAUGGGUCUCCUCUCUGUCUUUGGCCGUGCACGGCCAGCAACUAUAUCCACCGAUCGGGUUGUCCCUCUUCGAUACUGGGAUGAUUUGCACUAUCUACGUAGUCUUAGCCAUGACUUUACCUUCCGCUUUGAUGACGUUCUUGAUGCCUCAAAACUUGAGGGAGCACUAGACCGGCUGAUGGAAAUCGGCGACUGGGGUCAACUGGGGGCUCGUCUGCGACUGAAUGAUAACGGAAAGCUCGAAUAUCACAUCCCGAGUGAGUACGACAAGAGCACCCGCCCCGCAUUCGGGUUUACCACCGAGAAGUAUGGGAUGGGUAUCAAUGAACACCCGUUGGGCGCACGGCUGCCGAAAACCGGCCAGGACCAGUCUGUCCUGUCGCCAUCCUGUGCGGAGUUUGCGCCACUGGUCCGCCAUGCGGAUAGUCCCCGAGAGCUGGCCGACUGGAUCUAUUCCGACCGUGGGCAGCUGCAUGUCCAUGUUGCGGUCUUUGAAGAUGCAACCCUUCUGACGGUUAGCUAUCUUCACACCUUUUUCGACGCCGUCGCGCGGACCAACUUCUUCAAGGCAUGGAUAGCUGUCCUCGAUGGCCGGGAGGAAGACGUGCCGCCUUUUGUUCCUUUUGACCAGGACCCCUUGGGCGAUUUGGGCAAGGGAGUCCCUCGGGAGAACUACACCCACUUCCGACGGCUCGUUGCCGGACUGAGUCUCGUACUGUUUGGGCUCAGGUACUUAUUCGAACUUUUCUGGUUCCGAAAGGAGGAAGAGCAUCCCAUCCGGGUGCCGGGACACUGCGUGGAACAGAUGAGGCAAAAUGCUCAAGAGGAGCUGGCGGCUUCGACCCCGGAGGGAGCCGAAGUGCCCUUCCUGAGCGAGCCUGAUGUCGUCUCCGCAUGGUGGGUGAAGACCAUGGUCACAGCCCUCAACCCUGCGCCCGGCCGUACCGUCAUGGUGAUGAGCCCCUUCAAUGUCUGGGGUCUGUUCAAGGAGUCGUUCCCGGCCGGCGCGAAGGGCUUCAUCGGCAAUGCAUUCUUCAACUCAUACACGGUGCACAAGACGAGCGAGGUCCUCGAGGAUAACAACUUGGCACACCUGGCGUGCAAGAAUCGGCAGGCGCUCAUGGAGCACAGAACCAAGGAGCAAGUCCAAGCGAUGACUGCCAUUCAACGAGACUCGUUCAUGCAGAUUCCACCCCUCGUCGGUGAUUCGAGCCUGCUCUUCAUGACCCAUACCAACCAACACAAAGCUAGGUAUUUCGAGACUGACUUCUCCGCCGCUGUUGUUGCCCCCGGUCUCCCUCUCAAAGACAGACCUCAUGCACUGGGUAGACCGUCUUACAUCAACGACAUUGAGCAUUGCCGUCUGUACCCCACUCGGAAUGUCUGUAGGGUCAUUGGCAAGGAUGCCGCAGGCGACUGGUGGCUUCUCUUCAAAACGCGCUCUGAGGCUUGGCCUUCGAUCCACAAACAGUUGAUGACUUUGCUUGACAUCGACGAGGUGCAGGCAGGGGACGUCUCGAAUGCAGCAAGCCUUCAGUACAACGAAAGCCCGUCGGGCAAGACAUAUUCCGAGGCUAUGGGAAUGCUUCUCCAAAUCCGUCUUCUUUGGAGACUUUUAGUAUAAGUAGCAUGUCCCUUUGUAUCCUAGAUAUAUGGGCCCUUCUAAAUUGAACUAUCUGGGUGAGGAGUCCCUCUGAAAGGCUGCAGGGUAUUAUGGUGAUUUUAUCGAAGAAUGCACGGGUAUGGCUUGUUGUCACUACGGGCAAUGUCAGUAAAUGCUGUUGAAUAGCUAGCAGGAUUUCGGGUUAUCUAAUGGAAUUCGUGGCAGUAUGAUCCAUC
This is a messenger RNA of Aspergillus nomiae NRRL 13137, 1861 nucleotides long. RefSeq names its product putative LysR family regulatory protein. The transcript is spliced from 2 exons. Bases 24 to 1646 code for a protein of 540 amino acids. The record is from RefSeq and is a predicted model, not a curated record. Lineage: Eukaryota; Fungi; Ascomycota; Eurotiomycetes; Eurotiales; Aspergillaceae.